Messenger RNA from Varanus komodoensis (Komodo dragon), 1726 nucleotides. Its product is annotated as facilitator of iron transport 1-like. NCBI's taxonomy places the organism in Eukaryota, Metazoa, Chordata, Lepidosauria, Squamata, Varanidae. The record is from RefSeq and is a predicted model, not a curated record. The transcript has 6 exons. The coding region runs from base 13 to 954 and encodes 313 amino acids.
ACAGGUUCCAGCAUGGCGGGAACCUGUCUCUCUCUGUGCAGCCUCCACACUGUGUGCUGCUUCCUCGCUGGAACACUUCUGUCUCUGCCAGGAAAUGGGCAGAAUGUGUCAACAGUAUGGACAAUAGCCUAUACUGCCAUCACUGUGGAUGGCGAUACCACAGUUGCUUCAGAGUUAAAUGCCAGUAGCUCCAGCUCACCUGAAACGCUGGCUUCUGCCACACUCAGCUCCGUAAAUGUCACAACAGCACUACAGAUUACGGACCAUUUCACCAAUGCUAGCAUUGACAUGCCUUCGCUUCCUACUCCGACUGCAGACUUCAAGGAAACUAACCAUUCUAGGUUGGAUGAUGAUGCAAAACCCACCAAUACUACAUUUUGGGUUAUUUCCAGCACAGAUGUCAUGGCUACAGAAACAUUUCAAUCAAAGGAGAUAAGAGGGACAGCAGCUGUACCUCAGCCAACAUCGCCCACAUUCAGCAGUCUGGGGCCUACUGAAAGGAGAUCAGAAACCAUGCCAGUGACAGAUCAUGAAAUUACCACAGAGGAAAGCACUGCCAAAUCCACAGCAGUUCCAAGUGCUACCAUUACUGAUGCAGGAGAGCUCACACAGAAUGCAUCUAACAUUACCACGUCAACACCUGGGGUUGUCUCCUCCACUCUUAUGUCCCAGACAACCGUGCCUGUGGAAACAGAGCAACCAACCAACCAUAUACAAAAGACAUCUGUAGCUGAUGGGGAAGACUUGCCCAGUAUGCCAGAAACCAAACCCAUCAGUGAGGAUCCCCUGGUGAUUGCUCUCAUCUUCAUCUUUAUUGUGACAAUAGGGAUCCUGGCUCUUAUGGGUUUCUUGAGAUACCGUCGGCAGAGUGGUCAGCUACAAUUUAGGCGACUCCAGGAUUUGCCUAUGGAUGACAUGAUGGAGGACACACCUCUUUCCCUCUAUAGCUACUAAGCAAACAGAAGACAGUUUCUGUAUUCUGCUUCUGGAAAAUCAAGGGAAGCACAAAACCAACAAAGGAUCUUGACUGGAAAGAGACUCCCCUAAAAGAUUUGAGAGCUGCUGUUCUAAUUUGCACAUGACCAUACCAAUGCGUGUCAUUUGGCUUACUUUAUAAAGGCACCAUUUAAUUCUUAUUUUUGAGAAUCGGAGCCAGAACUUUCCCUGGUGCCUCUGAAUUCUGUGCUUGGAGGCAAAUGGCUCUGGAGAACAGAGCUUCCUUCAGGCUUUCAUUCAGUGGCUGCACUAACUUGUUGAUGGAAAGGGAGGCUGUGCCUGGAUUCCAUGGAACAGCACUGCUGGGACUCUGACACAAGAAGCAAGUGAGCCCAGUAGCAGCCAUUGAGUGUGUUAUUCAUGCAUGGAAAUGCAACCAAACUGAUUUGGAGGCCUCACUGGCUCCCUCCUGGAGUUUAAUUUUCUUUUCAUUGCACCUUGAUUUCACUUUUUAUCAGUAGGACAAUCCAAUGGGAAAACAGGAAGUAGUGAUUCUACCUUUUCCAUAGGAAUCCUGCUGUAUCAGACCAAGGGCCUAGUCUAGCAUCUUGCUCCCCGUGGUGGCCAACUGAAUCCUCCAGAAAGCUCAAAUGGAGUUUGAGGGCAAUAAUUCUCUCUGCAGUUAUUCUUCAGCAAAUAGUAUUCAGAGCCUGACUACUACUGAAAUACCUCCCUCUUCUUAUUGUUACAUUGAUAUCAGGGGAAAUAAAAGUAGUUGUGAUUUGGGCAA